Molecule: messenger RNA, 1479 nt
Organism: Pelobates cultripes (western spadefoot toad)
Lineage: Eukaryota; Metazoa; Chordata; Amphibia; Anura; Pelobatidae
Source: the annotation of a GenBank genome assembly
AUGGCACAUCAAAGAACUCACACAGGAGAGAAGCCGUUCUCCUGUUCUGAAUGUGGGAAAUGUUUUGGAACUAAAUCAGAACUUAAGGCACAUCAGAGAACUCACACAGGAGAGAAGCCGUUCUCCUGUUCUGAAUGUGGGAAAUGUUUUGGAACUAAAUCAGAACUUAAGGCACAUCAGAGAACUCACACAGGAGAGAAGCCGUUCUCCUGUUCUGAAUGUGGGAAAUGUUUUGGAACUAAAUCAGAACUUAAGGCACAUCAGAGAACUCACACAGGAGAGAAGCCGUUCUCCUGUUCUGAAUGUGGGAAAUGUUUUGGAGCUAAAUCAGACCUUCUUAGACAUAAGAGAACUCACACAGGAGAGAAGCCGUUUUCCUGUUCUGAAUGUGGGAAAUGUUUUGGAACUAGAUCAGACCUUAUUCCACAUUUGAGAACUCACACAGGAGAGAAGCCGUUCUCCUGUUCUGAAUGUGGGAAAGGCUUUGUAACUAAAUCAGACCUAAUUUCACAUUUGAGAACUCACACAGGAGAGAAGCCGUUCUCAUGUUCUGAAUGUGGGAAAUGUUUUGCUUUUAAAUCAAACCUUGUUAGACAUAAGAGAACUCACACAGGAGAGAAGCCGUUCUCCUGUGCUGAAUGUGGGAAAGGAUUUGGAACUAAAUCAGACCUUACUUCACAUCAAAGAACUCACACAGGAGAGAAGCUGUUCUCCUGUGCUGAAUGUGAGAAAUGUUUUAGAACUAAAUCAGACCUUAUUUCACAUCAGAGAACUCACACAGGAGAGAAGCCGUUCUCCUGUUCUGAAUGUGGGAAAUGUUUUGGAACUAAAUCAGGCCUUAUUUCACAUUUGAGAACUCACACAGGAGAGAAGCCAUUCUCAUGUUCUGAAUGUGGGAAAUGUUUUGUCAAUAAUUCAAAGCUUAUUAUUCAUCAGAUAAUUCACUCAGAAGUGAAGCCAUUCUCGUGUACUGAAUGUAGAAAAGGUUUUGGAACUAAACCAGAACUUAUGGCACAUCAGAGAACACACACAGGAGAGAAGCCAUUCUCCUGUUCUGAAUGUGGGAAAUGUUUUGGGGCUAAAUCAGACCUCCUUUCACAUCAGAGAACUCACACAGGAGAGAAGCCGUUCUCCUGUUCUGAAUGUGGGAAAUGUUUUGGAACUAAAUCAGGCCUUAUUUCACAUUUGAGAACUCACACAGGAGAGAAGCCGUUCUCAUGUUCUGAAUGUGGGAAAUGUUUUAGCCAGCAUUCAAACCUUGUUCUACAUCAGAGAACUCACACAGGAGAGAAGCCAUUCUCCUGUUCUGAAUGUGGGAAAUGUUUUGUCAGUAAUUCAAAGCUUAUUAUUCAUCAGAGAACUCACACAGGAGAAAAGCCGUUCUCCUGUUCUGAAUGUGGGAAAUGUUUUGGAACGAAAUCAGACCUUGUUAGACAUAAGAGAACCCACACAGGAGAGAAGCCGUUCUCCUGUUACUGA